Messenger RNA from Drosophila kikkawai, 11593 nucleotides. RefSeq lists its product as uncharacterized. Gene Ontology annotation, molecular function: RNA polymerase II cis-regulatory region sequence-specific DNA binding; DNA-binding transcription activator activity, RNA polymerase II-specific. Lineage: Eukaryota; Metazoa; Arthropoda; Insecta; Diptera; Drosophilidae. Gene Ontology annotation, biological process: regulation of transcription by RNA polymerase II. The record is from RefSeq and is a predicted model, not a curated record. Gene Ontology annotation, cellular component: nucleus.
CCCCCCGUCGCCCCCGCCCCCUGCCGCACCGCACGCACGCAUCGAUUUGGGCUAAACGUUAGAUACCUCCUAACGCAGUUGUUAGGGUGGAAAAAAUAAUACGCGCAUAGUAAAUAAAAUGAAUUAGAAAUGCUGUGCGGUUUUUCGCGUGCGACCCGUUGACGGUGAACGCAUCCGGAGCGGAGCGCUGGCCCAGGCGGACGACUCCUUUCCGCCCCAGAAAAGUGCAAUACUCCACAACAACCACACGACACAGAAAACUGAGUGCAGUGCGGGUGAUUUUCUCAGAGUGUGGUGCUGCGCCAAGCGAAAAAGCCAAGCAAAGCGAAACGGGGUAAAAAGUGCAAUGCCGUGUGAAAUAUCACUCAACACAAACAACAAAAACAACAGCAACGACUGCGUUAGCAGCGGCGCAGCAACAAUAACAACAACAAACGAUAAAACAAAGAUAACAGAUAAAAGAGCAGCAGUCGAAAAUGUUUAUUGUAUAAUUUCCUAUUGAGCCAAAAAGGCAGGAACAGGACGCAGGACCCACAACAUAAAGCAGAGAAGCUUAGGACGUAGUAGAACUUGUGCAACGAACCGAUUGACCCACUGGCCGCCGCCUCCACAUGAAGACCAUGGGGCGCUUCGGCCUGCGCCGUGGCUUCAAGCUCUCGGAGGAACAGCAGCAGGUCAACGGCAAGAAUCCAAUUGGACCAGCAACGACCAUGGCAACACCUACUCCCGUUGCAACCACACCCGUUCCCGUUCCCCCCACACCCCGCAAAAAGCGUCAGCCACGACAGGAAGAGGUGACAACGUCGACGGAGCAGGAUCAGGUGCAGCUUGCAAAGAAAGAGUGCCCGGCCGAGGAUCAGAACUCAUCGCAGCAAUACCAGGAGCCACCUCUAUCGCUGAUCUGUAGCCUGCCCCUGGAACGGCUGCCUCGGCUCAUGGAGAAGCUGCAGCAGCUAACAGAAGAGCGGGAACGCGAACGGGAACGGGAGCGCGAGGAAGCCGCCGCCCUCAGCGCAGCGGGCCACUCCAAGGUUCUGUGUUUGUACUGUGAUAGAAAGUUCACCUCCGGCAAGCUGCAGGCCAAGCAUGUGGACAAGUUCCAUACGGAGCGUCAGGAGCGACGAUGCAGCGGUCGCUCCACCAGCUCCAAUGCCCAGCCCGCCGUCGGUUUUCCCGGUUGCCAUUUAUGCGGCCAGCAAACCGCCAAGCGACACCAGGCCAUGCCACCAUCGCAGAUAUGUCUGCCGGCCAAGCAUUUGGAGCAACUGUUCCAGCAUUUGAGCGAGCAGCAUACGGACAAGUACUUUGGCUGCCGGCAGUGUCGAUUGCGUUUCCCGGACGCUGAUCAGUUGGCGGGGCACCAGCGGCAGCAGCAUCCCUCGCUGCAGCGGCCGGAGGAAGCUGUGGCCGCCGCCGCCUCCAAGCCCGGAUUAAUGGGCGCAGAUGAGCCGGUUCUAUUUCGCUUGGGCCUCACCCAGAACCGGUUGCCCAGCCAUCGAAAUCGUAGUCAGCGCAAGGAGGAGGAGCCGCCGUCGCCUUUGGCCACGCCCACAAGCCACAAGUCGCGGAGCAGCAGCCGGACGGCGGCCCAAAGGCAACAGCAGCCAGGAUCGAGUGGCAAUCAGUUGCAGGACCCAGUCAAUCCGGAUGCAGUGUUCCGGCUGCCAGUUAGCUCAGCUUGCAUAACCACCACCGCCUCCUCCUCCGCUGCAGCCGCUUCCUCCGCCGCCGCCACCGCCGCCUCCAGUUCCGUGUUUGAUGAUAACUUCUACAAGGAUGUGGUAUUUAAUGUGCGCCACAACCUACAGAAUCACCUGGAUGGUAGGCUACUCACCUCAGCAGCUGCAACUGGAACAACACAGGCCACUGGCCAGAGACCGGAGCUGAUCAUGCUGCAUGGUCCCAGCCAGCUGUCUACCGGCGGCGCCUCUUAUCCCACGCUGCUCACCUCGGAGCAGUUUGGCGGCACCGGCGAGCUCCUGCCGUUGGCCAAGUUCCGACGGAGACCGCACACGAAGCACAGCUGGAAGUGGAAGUGGGACUAUGUGAAGAAGUUCACCCUGAUCAACGAGGGCGGAAGGCUGGUGAAGAAGCUGAAGCAGCCCAGUUUGGGUCUUGGCUUGCGCGAUCUCUCCAAGCUGGAUAUGUGGACGCAGCUGACGAUGCGCCAGAAGCACGAUCUCUCGCUCUCGCUGGAGGUGGAGCAACAGAAUCAGGAGCAGCGCCACCUUCUGGAGCAGCUAAAUCUUAUACUCGACCAUCGCCUGUUGCCGCACAUUAUUCUGGAGCAGAACGAGCAGGCGGUCAUCAAGUGCGAGAACGAUGAUGGCGACGAGGAGCUAGGCCUUGAUGGUCACAGAACGGACGACGAUCUGGCCUUGGGACAGAGUUUCGCCGACGAGAGUUUUCUCUCGCUGCUGCAGCUUCAGCCGCGAAUAUCCGAUCCGGAACGGGGCAGAGAGCGUGAUCUAGAGCGGGAACGGGAACGGCUUAGGCUUCGGAACCCUAGGCGAGGAACCCUUGUCCUUAGCGGUGAGUGGGCCCGACCCCGGCUCUACCUAUGCAUCUGCUGUGGGGCCAAGUUUGACCAGCGCAAGUCGCUGGAGGAGCACAAGACCUUCCGUCACUCGCACAUCUAUGCGACCCACUACGAGGUGGUGGGCCGGGAGCUGCUGGCCGGCAACCUGCUGCGUCACCUCUUCAUACCCAAGCGAGCACUUGGUCGCUUCGCCAGCGCCAGCAAUUGUCCACCGGUUGGUGCCCUUGUGCCCCUUGUGCAUCAGCCCAAACAAGAGCAAGAGCAUCGCGUUCAGCCUGAGGAGGAGACCAGGUCAUCCGCCUCCUCUCGCUCCUCAUACGAGGUGUCCACACCAACGCCGCUGUUGGGCUUGGAGCAGCAGCAACCGUCGCCGGCCUCUGGCUCCUCGGGCACAGCCUCUUCGGCAUCAUCGUCAUCCUGCUCGCCCAGCUCGUCAUCGACGCUGAUGUCCACCGCCUCCACCUCGAUGUCCUUGUCCACCUUGUGCACCUCCUCCUCAUCGACGACUAUUACUUCGUCCUCGUCCGCUCCCUCCAGCUGCACCAAGUGCGGACGCAAAUGCAGCGGCCUCAUGGAUCUCUAUCGCCACAUGCUGGACUGCUCCGGCGACUAUGUGUGGUCGCUGGCCAAGAAGCGCAAGUAUCGCUAUUAUUGCGGCACCAAGAAGCGUCGCGCCUUCUCCAAGAAGCCGCACAAACAGCUCUCAAUCCGCAAAAAGGAGAAGCUGGAGGGGGAGGCAGAGAACGAAGGCGAGCACGAGGUGGAGGUUGAGGGCGAGGGUGAGGAGAGCGGCUGCAGUUCCUCCAAGCUAAAGAGCUCGCCACGCCAAAGGCCCAGCGAUGCGGAGUCCAUACGCAAGAUGCUGGAGAACCUGCCCGCCAAGCGUGUCUGCAAGAAGAUCUUUCCCGUGGACAACAAGGCCAAGCGCAAGGCCAAGAACAAGGCCAAGUCCAUGGUCAAGUCCAAGUCGAAGUCGAAGUCCAAGCAGCAGCGCAGCAGCAGCACCAAGAGGAUCUACAAUCAGCAUUUGUUGCGCAAUACGCGUUCUCGCUCGCGCUCCUCGGUGGUGGCCACAGCCUCCUCGGCCGCCGCUGUGGUAGCACAGCAGCAGCGCAGCCGCCGCAAACAGAAGCAACAGCAGCAGCUACAGCAGAAAAAAGCCAAGUUAGACCUGGUCAAAUCCCCGCCAGAAACGACCCCCGCUGCAGCACAAACGGAGGCCUUGCCGGAGCAGGCUCCCAACUCCCCAACCACAGUCACUGCCAAGUCACGAUCUCCCGCUGAGGAAAAGCCUACGCUAAGCUUGGAGCUGCCCCUGGCACUUCCGAGCUCCCUGCCACCACUUUCGGAGGCAGUUGCUCAGGAGUCGGAGUCUAGCAGCAAACAGCUGAUGCCCACACCGCCCACAACCCCGGCUCCGGCCACCAAAUCCCCGCCAGCUGCCGCUAUUGCGCCGCCAUUCUCGGCCAGGACUCCCAACUCAACGAAUGUGAAGCGUAGCAAGAGGAUCAGCGACUGCAUAGCCAUGCUUACCGGCAAGCUGGAGGAGAAACUCAAGACAGCGCCGCCUCCGCUGGAGAAGGAGAAGGACAAAGUGGAGAAGGAAAAAGCGGAAAGGGAAAAUCUGGACAAGGAGAAGCUCGAGAAGAUGGAGAAGCAGCAGCCGGAGCCACCGGUUGCUUUGGAAAAGAAUAUGGAGAAGGAGAAGGAACCACUGCUGGCCAAGACGCCCAAACGCAAAGCAGUGUCGAGGCGAAUAAUCAAAGUGGAUGCUCCAACGGAGGCUGUGCUGGAGCAGGAGCAGAAGCUAACAGAAGCAGUGAUGCCGCUUACACCCUCGCCUGUGGUUCUGCCCCCCGCCCUAGUUACCACUGUUCCCGCAACCGUUGCUGCAGGAGUCCUUCCACUUCCAAUUCUCAGCACUCCUCCGGCACCAGUUCCAGUUCCAGUUGCAGCUCCUGUUCAACCGCCCAUUACGGCACCAGCUCCACCGCCACCGAGGCGUACGCCCACCAAGGCGGCGGCCAAGCAAAUGACUGCUGCACCACCAACGAAACCGCCGUCGCUGGCCGCUCUCAAGCAGUAUCCUCCCGUGGACCAGCAGCAGCAGGUGCUGCCCGUGCCUGUUCCUAAUCCUGUGCCGCCGCCCGCACUCGUGGCAGUCCCAUUGGGACUCCAGGCUAUGCCAGCUCCAGCUAAUGCUAACCUGCCCCUACCCUUGAACGUCAAGAUGAUGUCCAAGCUGCCUCUGUAUAUGCCGCAGCUUCAGCCGCAACCUCAGCCUCAGCCUCAAUCUCAACCACCACCACCCUCCUCCACCAUGUUUGUGCUGGACCCCCAGCAGCCGCUCAAUCUCACCAGCCAGCGCGGAGUGCUACAGAAGCCGCUAAUAAGCGGGACAACAGGGGAUCCGGGACUCGUUGGCUUGCAGCCGCAUCAUCAUCGUGCCGGAGGAAUACCUGCCAGGCGGCAGACGAUCUGUGGCUUUGAGGCACGCAACCUGCUAAGCUCUGACAUGGAUAUGGAGCCGCUGGAUUUAUCAAAGAAAUCGUCGAGAAAGUCUUCGCCAGCGCCAGCGCCGAGGAUGCAGCCAGAGGUGUCAGUGGUGGCCAUGCCAUCACUACCACUACCACUGCCACUGCCGCUGGUGGCUGGAGGAACCAGAGCAGGAGCUCAGCCACAGCAAGUACCUCAGCAAGGUAUGCCCGUUCCUGUGCCGGUAGCCCUUCCUGGACAGCUGCCGAUGGGUGGCCUACCUGCUCCCCUGGCCUCGCAGUAUUACUCGAAUCUGGAUCUGCUCAAGAUACCGCAGGUGCGGAAUCCCAACAAUCCCGGCGUGGUGGUGGCCUCAAACAUUCCGCCUCCCGUUGGGGCAGUGGCUGUCGCAGCAGCAUCUACCUUGGUGCUCAGCCAAGUCAAGGGUUCGGGCAGCAAGAAGCGCUUGCAGCAGGAUAAUGGCGGCUCAUCUGGUGGCUCCAAGAAGGACCAUGGCAAGGGCCAGGCCAAGGCGUGUCCGCGGAUGGAUGAUGUGGUUAACAAUCAUAUUGAUGAUGCCAUUAAUUCGGUGAUCAUGGCCGUGCAAGCGAGCCUGCCCGAUGACGAGGACGAGGCGGAAACGGAAAAAGAAAAGGAACGGGACAAAGAGAAGCUGAAGAAGCUGGAGGAAGCCAUGCCCCCCAAGUCGGGCAAUUGCAUUCUGCCUUUGCCGGCAACUCCUGGUUUUUUGUUUGCUCCAGCCACUGCGACAGCCAGGACGAUUCCACCUGCAGCUUCUCAGCCAGUUGUGGCUUCCGCUCAGCAGCCUUUGCCUUUGCCUGUGCCAGUCCCUGUACCUGUACCUGUUCCCGUCAAGAAUCUAACGCCCAAGAAGCGUUCCAUGCGCUCGCGGACCAUCGAUUGUCGUGCCGCCUUGCUGGCCCUGGAUGAGGUGACUCCUUCGUCGGCGCCGUUGCUGGCCUUACCAGUGAAUGGCGAGGCGAGACGGGAAGUGUCUCAGAUGCUGGAGGAUGCCUUGGCACUGCCAGUGCCGGCUCCAGUUCCAGGUUUGCCCGAAACGGGCCUCAAGGAAGCCAGGAUGGAGAAGAAGCUGCUGGCUGAGCCCACUCCAGUUCUGCCUGAGCCAAAGCCGGAAACAGAACCAAGGCCAGAGGCAGAGCAGGAGCUUUCUCAGCAGGAGGAGGAACAGGAGGAGCCUGUGCCCGUUCCCGUUCCCGUCUCUGUCAUCUCCGUGGCGCCCGCUCAGCCGCUGCUGGCUCCGCGUCAUGCCACACCGCCGCCGGAGACUACCAACUGCAGCUCAUCGUUGAUGGAGGAGCACAGCAGCAAUCUGAACAACAAUACCUCGUCCGGUUUUCACAGCCUGGCCCAGUCGGAGCAGCCAAUGCCAACCACAACAACCACGAUGCCAGGAGGCACAGAGGAGCAGCUGCCCCCAGCCAAGGAGGAGGAGGUGGACACUGGCCUGCUGCCCGCCAAGAAGAAGCAGCGCCGGCGAAGGAAAAACGAACUGGCGGCCAUUGUGGCUGAUCAGCUGCUGGAGAGCUUCAAGAUCGACAAUGCCCGCCGGGACAAUCUCAAGAAGCUGGAGAAUCUUGCGUACGAGAAGAGCGAGGAUCUGCUGCUCACUGGCAUGCUGCUAAUGUCCAGCACCAAGCGUAAUGCGGCUCUAGGUCCUGCGGCGGCAGCGGCUGCCGCCAAGCUGGCCAAGAGUGAGGCCACUACGGUGGCGGAGACCCCUUUGAAUCCACCAGUGCGUGGCAGGCCCAAGCGCCGCCAGAGCUGCUACUAUCGUCGGGGCAAGGGGGCGGGAGCGGGCAAUGGUUCUGCCAGUGGUGGCAAGGCCACCAAUGAGAACAUAAGCCUGCUCAAGUCCUCACUGGAAUCCUUCUCCAUUGGCAUUGAGAAGCAGCUGCUGGCCAAGGAGGCCCGAGAGGCCAAAGAUGCAGCCCAGCCAAUGGCGGCGGUGAUCACCACACAGCCGGCGGUAAGCUCCAUCUUAAGACCCAGCAUCCUCAGCAGCGCCGUGGCCAGGGAACAGCAGCAGCAGCAACAGCAGGAGAAGCAGCAGUCGCAGAGGACGCCGGGUAAGCAGCAGGACAAGCAGGAUAAGAUCCCUCAGGCGGCCACCUUCAGUCGCGAUCCGCGUCUCAAUAAGAACAUCCACAAGGAACUGCCGGCGGACAGCACUGGCGGCGGCAAGGAUAUGUCCAAGGUGACGCAGCCAGCGGUGCCGCCAGCCUCGGGCGAUAAUCCCGAGGAGGAGGACAACUACCUCACGGAGAUAGCCAAGAAUGUCAACGAGAAGAUCAUGUCGGCCACCACCAAUGAGGACUUUGAGUUUGCCCACGACGAGUUUGAUGGCGAGGAUCAGGAUCAGGACCAUGACAAGUACUACCGCCCGCCCACCUCCAUGAGCGUCCGCAGUGCCCCCAAUCUAAACGACGAGCACUCGAACUUUGGCUCCAUGUGCGACGAUAAUACCAACACGGAGGUAAUGGACAUGGACCUGGACGAUGAGAUGAGCGUGUAUACCAGUUACUCGCAGGAUCUGGGACGCGGUGGACGCGGGCGGCGGCGCAGGCGUCGACGGAGCGUCCUAUUUACACGGCGUCCCAAGAAGCGGACGCAGCGUAGCGAACUGGAUGCGGAGAAGUAUGGUUGCAAGCUCUGCGGCAAGAGCUUCUUCUCGGCCACCUCGUUGUCCAAGCACAACAUGACCCUAGCCCAUGUGUCCAAGGUGUCCGCCCAGGAGUAUCUGCAGUCCCAGACGGCGCCCUCGAGUCCGCAGGAGCCAGAUAGCUUGGAGCAGGAUCAGGACAAGGAACGGGACAGGCAGCGGGCGGAGGAGGAGGACCUAGGGAUGCUCAAGGAGCAGCCGCCACCAGCAGCUGCAGCAGCGCCGCAGCAAAUGAGAGCCUCGGUGCUGAUGGUAACCUCGCAGCUGGCCCAGCAGGAAAGGGAGUUACAGCGGGAGCAGGAGAGAGAGCAGCAGCAGCAGGAGCAGCAGCGGGAGCAGAGAGUCCCAGAUCCGGACCAGGUGCAUCAUGUGAUCACCGAGGCCAGUCUCCGGCUGCACGACAACCAGCACAGCCCCAGCACAGCUCCCUCCGCCGCCCGGCUCAAUCUCAAUCCCGACGAGCGUCUCUUCUACGAGUGCUGCAACAUCCUCAAGAGCGCCGAGACACCGCGCCAGCAGCAUGGCACUGGAACCUCUGUGAUUGUGAGUGCCGGUCGAAAGCAGCCGCCACCGCCUCCAGCCUCGCCCUCGCCAUCGCCUUCGCGAUCUCCUACGCGUUCCCUGCCACCGCCACCGGCCUCACCCUCGCCAUCGCAUUCACGUUCCGCAUCGCUACCACCGCCAGCUUCGCCAUCGCCAUCGCCACCACCACUGCCGGCAGCAGUCCCUCAUCCACCGCCAGCUCCGCCAGUGCCCGCUGUCUGCCAUCAGCCGGUGAUCCAACAGCUGUUCCGCAACCCGCCCGCCGUCACGCCCACCACCACACCCACCAAUCACAACCGGCUCUCGCCCAGCUACUCGGCGGUGUCACAGUUCUCGGCCACCACCACCACGUCCCGCUUCAAGACGAAGGCCGCCAUGAAGGGCUACGAGAAUGUGAACCUGCAGCUGGACAUGCUGGAGUUGGCCAAGUCCGGCCGCGGGGUGUGCAAGCUCACCGAGUUGGCGGACAUUGCUUUGGGGAGUGAGAAGCCAGGCGGUGACUUCUUGCCCCACCUGCCACCCACACCAGCGGCGGUGGUGGCACCUCCUCCGGCAUUGCUAACAGCACCUCCUCCUGCCCUGCAACAGACACCGACGCCCACAGUGACGCCAACGCCCCUGGCAAUGCCGGAACAUCAGCAGCAGCAAAGCUCCACGUCCUCGAAGACGAUCAUGCACGCCUCGAUCAUCAAGGCGGCGGCGGGUGUGGCCAGUUCGGCCACCUUGCCGCCUGUCUCUGGACGUAUCAUCAUACCAGAUCGGCCGUUCAAGAACAUUGGGCUGGAGGAGAAGGCGCCCAUAACUUUCCAGAAGCCCAAGACGUGCGUGAAUCUGCUGCAGGAGCAGGACAACAACAGUGUCUCGACGGCCAGCUACUCGGAUCGCGAUGACUAUGAUUUUGGCACCCUGAGCUGUGAUGGCGAUGUGGAACCGGAACCGGAGCCGGAGCCAGAGCCGCUCAGAGUUGGUGUAGAGGCGGGGCGAGGGGUUCUGCCGGCUGGGAGUAGCGGUAAUCGUGCCGUAUCCACAUCCAGCUCAUCGUCUUCAUCCUCCUCGUCGGCUGACCAUAGCAGGAGUGGUGGGAGCAGCAGCAGUAGCUCUAGUCGGGCCACCGCCAAGACCUUUGAGAACAAAUCCCUGAUAAUGGGUCGCAUCUUCAAGCAUGCCAGCAGCGCCAAGGCCUCAGCAGUGGUGGCUGCCUCGGCGGGCAUGCUGCCGGGGCCCAAUGUGGUUGUGGUGCCCGGUUUGGUCAAGAACAAGGCGCCGCUGUCCAAGAAUCAGGCCAAUCUGGAUCAGAUUUUUGAUGAGUUGCGCGGUGGCGGAGGAGGAGGAGGCGGAGGAGGACUAGCAGCCAAGGUGACGGAUGUGGAGGCACCGCCAGCACAGGUCCACGACAGCUGGGCAAGGCAUCAUCCACAACAGCAGCAGCAGCACCAUCAUCACCAUCAUCAUCAUCACCAUCAUCACCAGGUGGAGCCCAUGGCUGCACCGGCCGCUCCAGCAGCCCCAGCGGCCAUGCCGGCUCCCAGUGCUCUGCCUCCGGGCAGAAAAACCAAGUCAAUGGCUGCUGGGAAGAAGGCCACCAAGUCAGCGCCGCCUCCUCCCACGCCCACAGCCAGUACAGCCUCUGGAUCUUCCAGCUCCUCCACUCGCAAGCCGCGCAAGGAUCUUACCAAGCUUCAAUCGGAGUUGGGCAUGAGCCAUGAGGAGAUCGAGCAGCUAAUCGACGAAGGCCAGCGCAAGUCCAAGCGCCGCUGUGCCACCAAUCGGCCCAAGAAGCUGGUGGAGACCUGGAGCUCCGAUGAGUACGAGGAGUUCCUCUCCACCAAAGACAUCAUUGCUUUGAUCGAGCAAAAGGAGCAACAGGAGCUGCGGCGCAAGCGUAAGACCAGCGAGGCUAAUUCCCAACCGGAGGCAGUGGCUCCACCACAGGCAGCCAGCAAAAAGAUGCCGCAGACGCCUCAGGCGGCGACGCCAAAGCGUAAGAACCGAGCGAAUGACAAGAAGCAGCAGUCAUCUGAGGUGGAGCAGCCCAAGCCAAGGGUUAGGCAACGGAAUCAACCAGCUACUGCUCCUCCUCCACCACCACCACCGCCACCAGAGGUAGUGCCACCUCCUCCUCCUUCCGCUAGGGGUAAAUCCAAAGCCACGGCCAAGAGCAAAACAGCCACCGCAGCGGCGAUGACCAAGACCAGCAAUUCCCGGAAAAAACGAGGCAAUGAAAAGCUUAAGGAGCAGCGGCCAGUCCUGGAGGAGGAGGAGGAACAACAGCCUCCAGAGGAGCAUGGUAAAGCGGCUAUAGAAACCCAAGAUCCUCCAACAAGGACGCGUAGCUCCAGGCAACAGCCCAAGAGCAGAGCAGAGCCUGAACUUGUCCUGGCGCCACAGGAGAUGGAGGGAACGCCCAGAGAGAGGACAAAGGCAAGUCGCAACAGCAAUCCAGCGCAGCCACUGGCUCCUCCGCCGCCACAUCCUCAGCCCAGGAGCAGCUCGGUGGCCACCAACUCGAACAACAACAACAACAACAACAGCAGUAGCAACAAGAAUCUGAAGACCAAACGAAGAUCGCAGACAAACCGCCUUUCGCCGGCACGUAGAAAGCGUCCAGCAACGGAGAAGCAACUCUACUACUGGAGCAGCUCCAGCGAUGAUGAGUUUGGACGGAUGGAAGCCGAAAGUAGCGAGGCAGCACCUGGUGAUGCUGGCUCCAGAAUGGGAACAGGAACUGGCGGCGAGCGACUGGAACUGGAGGAACCGGAGGAGGAGGCAUCACCCUCGCCCGGCAAGCACUUCGAGGAGAACGAGCCGUACCAGAAGCACGGCUGGAUCGUGGGUGACUCGCACAAGAAGCUAGUGAAGCUGCUGGCCAUCGCCAAGGGUAGCAAGAAGGUGGAUAACUGCGGUGUCAAGCGGCGCACGCCCAAGCGCAAAUGCUAGGAGUGCGAGAAUCUGGAGGAGACAAAGAGUCACCAGCUGGAGGAUGAGGAUAGCCACCACGAUGGCCUCCUCUUCCUCCGGCCGGACAACAACAAGUCAUAGCCAUAGGCCUCGACGGCGGAGUCGUCGGCGCGGGCAGCCGACGACGACGAAGACGACAAGAAUCCAUCGCCGCCAUCGAUCACAUAAUACGUACUGCCAUUGUGUCAUCAUCGUUAAGCGUUAAGGCCAGUGCCAGGCGGGGAUUGGCUGGAGCAGGCAGCGGGAGCCUGGCCUGGCCUGGCCCCAUUAACCGUAUGCGGAGUAUAUGCAAAAAUAUUUUUCUUUCUUUUAAACAUCUAAGCGUUACAUUAUUUAGGUUUUUUUUUUAUUAAGUGUAUUUAUAAUUAAUAAACGAA